Rhipicephalus microplus (southern cattle tick) is the source of this 6436-nucleotide messenger RNA. RefSeq lists its product as uncharacterized. Gene Ontology annotation, molecular function: RNA-directed RNA polymerase activity. Gene Ontology annotation, cellular component: nuclear RNA-directed RNA polymerase complex. Lineage: Eukaryota; Metazoa; Arthropoda; Arachnida; Ixodida; Ixodidae. Gene Ontology annotation, biological process: siRNA processing. The record is from RefSeq and is a predicted model, not a curated record.
AUGAAGCCGUCGAGAAGGCCUUUCGCGAAAUGUCCCAAAGCUUUGUGCCCCAUGCGGCACCUCCUGGCUCGUGCCUUGUUCGACGUGUAUUCAUGCUUCCAUCUCGUCUCCUCCUGCUGCCUCCGUACGUCCACCAGGAGAACAGGGUCCUGCGCAAGUUUGUGUCCGAGUUCGCAUUGAGGUUGACAAUCCGGGAUGACAACCUAAGGCCACUUUCCCACUCCUUGGCCUUCCAUCAACAUAGAAAUGAAAUCGUGGAGGCCAUUGUUGGACGACCCCUCCGCAGAGGCAUCUACAUUGGCCGCAGGCAGUUCAAACUGCUGGCAGCAUCAUGUAGUCAACUCAGAGACCAUGGGGUCUGGCUCUUCGCAACAGUCACCAAAGGCCAGAGCCCAGAGGGCAUUCGAGAGUGGAUGGGUGACUUCAGCGAAAUCACCAGUAUCGCCAAGAAAAUGGCUCGCAUGGGUCAGUGUUUUUCCUCGACCGAGGAGUCGGUGCAAGUUCCCCUUGGUGUUGGCGCAAUCACGGAAGCCGACAAGGUUGGAGGACGCCACCCAAUGUCUAAGAACCCCUACGUCUUCUCCGAUGGAAUUGGCAUGGUGUCAAGGUCUCUCCUGCAGAAGGUUUGCCAAAAGCUGGGCAUCGAGGAUGAGCCAUCGGCCAUACAGAUUCGGUAUGCGGGCUGCAAGGGCAUGUUGUGCCUGAACCCGAGGCUGAAGGGUGACAAGCUGAUUUUGCGGGAAAGCAUGUGCAAGUUCCCUUGCUCCACUUCUGACGUUCUUGAGGUCAUCAAGGUCUCAGCCCCUCGUACAGUCUGCCUGAACCGGCCCCUGAUCACUAUCUUGGAACAGCUGGGCGUUCCCGGGCACGCCUUUGUGAACCUCCAGCAGAACAUGGUGCUUCAACUUGCCAAUGCACUAGUCUGCGAGGAUGUCGCGUUGGACACGCUAGGAAAUUACGUGCAAGUGCCGUUCUUCUUCCGAGAGCUUCAGAGUCGGGGGUUUCUGCUGACACGGCAUCCCUUCGUGCGCCUGCUUCUUUGCACUGUGUACAAAAGUGCCAUGGAUGGACUGCGUACCAAGACUCGCAUUGCGGUGGCCAGCGAUGCAGGCCGCAACAUGCUGGGUGUCUUGGACGAGACGGGCCAACUUCAGUACGGCCAGGUUUUCGUUCAGUACACCGAACUGGGCACUGAGAGCAAGGCAACUCAUAUCCUCACGGGCACUGUGCUGGUGACAAAAUGCCCAUGCCACCACCCCGGUGAUGUGCGCAAGUUUGAAGCAGUGGAUGUGCCAGAGCUACGUCACAUCAAGGAUUGCAUCGUGUUUCCCGCAAAAGGACCGAGGCCUCACCCAAAUGAGAUGGCUGGUUCUGAUUUGGAUGGUGACGAGUACGUGGUCAUAUGGGACAAAGACCUCUUUUUUCCUGGAGCCAACCGCAAGCCCAUGACCUUCAGGGACCAUACAGUCGCUGGUCAUUCGGAUUAUGACCUGGAAGAAGCAAUGAUUCAGUUCAUCUGCAGCUACAUCAAGAAUGACAACAUUGGUGUGAUGGCUAAUGCACACCUAGCCUGGGCCGAUCAGCUUGAGGACGGCAUCUUUUCCGACUGCUGCCUGAAAAUUGCCGACAAGAUCUCGGUGUGCCUCGACUUUGCCAAGACUGGGAUGCCUUCUCAUCUCGACAAGAUGGAGAAGCCGCCGUCGUACCCUGACUUCAUGAACAAGGGCUGCCACAAGAACACUUAUCAGUCCAAGCGGAUCUUGGGUCAGCUGUACCGGCUUCACCGGUCAUUGGAAGCUGUGAUCAGCACCGACUUCGAGAACCACUUCGUUGAAAGUGACUGUCAGAGCAAGCUCUUUGAGUACGAGGGCUGGCAAGACUACCGGGAGAGUGCGGAACGGGCGCUUGCUGAGUAUGCCUCGAAAAUGCAGAGGAUCCUCAGCCAGCAUGGUAUCAGGAGCGAGGGUGAAGUGGUUGCAGGUCUCGUCAACAAGGUUUUCGACUUCAACAAUACCUCCCACGAGAAGACGAACGUCGAGACUCUAGUGGCAAAGCAGUACCAGCACCUGGUCAAAGAGACACGGCAGUGUUUUUUCGACAUUGUGGAAGCCGCCUAUGAAGACAAGGCCGUCACCACGGAUGACCAAAGGCAGACGGUGCUUCUGCAGGUGGCAUCUGCGUGGUACAUGGUGACGUACAGCUCUGAAGCGCCGAACGAAUCUCGCUGCUGCAGCUUUCCAUGGGCUGUGGCCGACGCUUUGCUAUCACUCGUGAAAGCUCUGUAUGGUGACACUGAAGUACCCCAGAUCCCGCCAAACUUCCUGCUUUCCAAGUUGAAUGCGGCGUUUGCUAAAGAAUCCACGCAAGCUUCUGCGAAGGGCCUCGCCCUCGAAGUAAUCACAAAGUGGGCCGUCAAAGAUGAACUGAUGAAGGAUUCAAAAGCUAAGCAUUCCUCCAUUUGCAAGUCCUGCUUGUCCAAAAUCUUUGAGGACUCUGUUAAGGCCACUAUGCAGCAGCAAGAAUUGGGGAGUGGGGACCUAGAGAAAGAAGAAGAGAACGCCCAGUGCAGCGGCAGUUUGUUAACCGGUGGUGAGCUGGUGCUCGGGUUCCUGAGGUACAUGAGUAGUGCCAGGGUGCAGUUCCCGCCUUGCAGGGAGUGCAAGUGGUCCCUGUCGAUGACUCGGACGAUCACCAUGGCCGCCGUGAGAACCUACAGCCUGCUUGCCAUCACAAGAGACCUGUGCCACUUGGGUAUGCCCUGCGAGCCAGAACUCCACGAGCCAGUGCAGAUAGUCCAAGAGGGAAACCCGGUUCGGAUACAAGUGAAGCACCCCGAGCUCAUGGACCUGCUUCGUCACAGCCCAGAGGAAGUGGAAGAGCUGCUUCGCGGUUGGUCUGGUGUCCAGGAGGUCCACAUUCGAGGAGACAUGAGCCACAGCGGCCACUACCUGCUGGUGUCAGCCGUGGGUCGUGACUGGCAGCGCUGGUUUCUCGAGGAGCUCGUGUUGCAGCCGUGGCUCGGUGAUGCCGUGGUCAAGAAGGAUAUUGAGUCAUUCCUUGAGCAGUGACUGCUGGUGAUGACAGAGCUGUGAUAUUCCCCGAGGUGCCUUGCAAUGCCCAGACUAGUCAUAGCCAUAGUCUGUGCUGUUUAAUGUGCCAAGCUACACUAUGUCACAUAAGUGGAGGGACCAAAGCGAUGUGCUAAUCUUAUCCUCCUUAUGUAGUAGUUAAAGCUGCCGAGUAGAAUGGAGUGCUACUUUCGCCGGACACCCGCGCUCUGAGUCAGCGGGAGGUUUUGUUUGGUAGAGUUAAUGUCGAGUUGACGGAAAGGGAGGAGAGUAAGUGUUCGACAAACGAACGUAAGAUAAAGAAAAAAAAAACACUGCCCUUGAACUAAGCACGAAGCAAAGAGUGCCAUGGGACUCCUUGCUUACUACUUUGUUUGAGCACAGUUUUAUUUUGAGUCCUGUACUAUCCUUAACAAACUAAUAUAUAACGCCAGUUUGCAUUCUUCUCGCUUGGCAUCGGUGCAAGUGACUCCCGCUUUUUAGCUUGCCACUUCGGACAAAAUGUGCCAUCCGCUGCAUUGGAAUGAAGAUGAAAGUAUAUGUAUGCUCGACAAAAUGCCACCCCCAUGCAAAAUCUGGGAUGCAAUAAGCUUGCGGCAUAGCUGCAAGGUACAUUUUGUUCCUGAAUGCUUUAUUUAUGCAGCAGUCGGUACAGAAGAAAGGAGUACCCGAAAGUAAUGGAUGAACAUAUGUGUUAUUGUUCACGUUAGUUACGUCAAAGGUCACGUCCUGAAAUAACCCAGUUUUCCCUGUUUUGCUUAGACGUACAGCUUGAGGCUUUAAAGAUUACUAUCUAGACGAGGGCAUAGAGUGCAAACAAGUAAAUGCAAAAGUUUACGAUACUAUCGGAGUCCGCACUGCUAAAGAUGUGAGGCUUUCGUAGAGGGUCUAGGUCUGAGUGUCUUGUCAGACAAGUUAGAGAUGUGUGCGUGUCGCGGAAACAGCAAUAUCAAAGACAAGUGAUGUUGAACUAGGAUUAUGUUUGCAAAGGGCGGGCAGUUUAAACAAGCUUGGUGCUUCAGCAGUUUAGUGAUUGCUCUCAUUUCAUUCAAUUGUACUUGCUUGUAAAGCACUUCUUAUUGCAAUCUUGCCGAAGAUGCAACUAUUAAGUUGGGGCAUGGGCUAACUGCUAUGAAGAGGAUUGAGGUUCUCUGGUUAUUGUCCCAUUUUUUUGGGUUAUAGUCUCGUAAUUAUGUCAUUGUAACCUAAAUUCUUCUAUAAGUCACGUUAGCACAAGAUUUCAUUCCGUCUGAAUGCGAACAGUUUGAACUUUCUGCACAUUUCUUGCUUUUUGCAACCAUUGUCGUGACUAUAAGUGUCCAACAAGGUUGUUUAACAGGCUCCAAGUACAAUGCAUUCUUUUUUAUGGCCAGAUAACUGAAGGAAAGUGUGGGGUACUCAACCUUUGUUGUUAGUCCACUAUCUAUGAUCUACGUUGUGUUUGUCUCAUUUUAUGCACUUUGCAAUAAUCAAGAAUCUUUCUGAAAAUUUCUGUGGGGGUGGACACGUGUUCAAAACUCUGAAAUAACAUGUUUUAUCUUUACCUGCGCAUGCUGCCAUUUGGAAGAUCUUAGGACUUCCAGCCUUGUUAGAAACAUCUACGAUAUCUUGGUCAUUUCAAAAGAAUGCCAGGUCUGCGCGGAAGGCGCAGCACAGUCGCAGCUAAAGCACGAAGAGCAGCCUUUCAGAGCCUUUUCUAAACACUCUUUGGGUAAAUGCUUGCUGGGUACCCACUACGCCAUAAAUAUUCAUAAUAUCUGCAUAGUAGGCCGGCAUUCACUAUGCUAUCCUUCGUCAAUCUUCCGAGAAGCGUGGUAUCCACUAAACACUUGUAACGAAUUUUGUGUGGCAUUCAAUGGCUGACGACGUUGAAGAAUUGCGCCUGAAGUGGCUAUGUGCUACAGUUAAUAGGGGAAGAAAAAGAAGCUUUUGUAAUGUGUUGGAGCAUUGGACGACCCACUCGUUAUGCAAUUCGUACAGUGUGAGGCCUGAUUGUUUCUUUGCUGUUAUAAAACACUUUAUUACUCAUAUUAACGAGAUUCCUUUCCCGACAGUCAAGCCUGCUAAGGCAAGUCUGCGAACGAAGUCCCAAGCACCGGCGUGGCUCAGCGGUAGAAUACUGGGCUGGCACGCAGUGGACUCGGGUUUUAAUCUCACUAUGUCACCACGUGCCUUUGCUGUUUCUUAUCUGAGUUUUUUUUUUCUCAUUUUGUGCGAUAGUGGUUACGGACAUUGGCGGCGGCUGACAACAACAGCGCUGCGCGUGACCCGUGUUGUGAUCUCAUAUAAGCUUUCACUGUAAAGCUCUUCUUGUGAGCGUGGACCAAAGCAAACAAAUAUUUAGCACUAUGGUGCUAUGUUUUCUACAGUUACUGUUUUUCAAUUUAAUUACUACCAUGCUUUUCGAUCUCGUAUUUUUUUAACAUUGAGCCAUAAAUCAAUAUUUACAUUUAAUAAUGGCUUAUUUUCUGCAGCCUCUGGUUUCUGAUUGCAUUCCUUGCUGAGUUCUUCUGAUGUUCCCAUUUACAUUUUGUUACAGCUUGUUACUUCAGCCGUGCAACACCCAGUUGAUGGCACAAAUCCCAUGCAACAGCAGACCUUUAGUAAAUUUUAAGAAUUUCAGUAGUGAUUUGAAGCACUUUAUAUGUCGCGUAAUCAGAUCAUUGCCAUGGCUUGUUGUACUCCAGAUCUUUUCGUUUGAUUUCUCCUCACUUCUUUAAUAUAUGUACGUUUGUGAUGCGCUUCUGUACACUUGCUGUUUUGGGGGAAGUUUUGUUUUUCUCAUUUCUCAAAUCUGCUGUUUCGAUCUCUCGAAAAUUGUACUCAAACUAUAGUAAGGCUUCUAUGUAAAGGUACCUACUCUUUCCUUCUCAUAGCUUGCAAUUUUGCAAUUCCUAUCGGUGCCUUUUCGAGUGAGCGGCAUGUUUCUGCUUACAUGCGUGCUGUGAUAUCCCUGAAAUUUGUUUUAUUUUUUACUUUUAUAUAGUAUAUGCUUAUAUAUAUAGUUGUGUUUACAAUUCUGUUAUACUUACUUGCCAGUCAUUGACAGUCUUCUCUUUGAUGGUUGCUACAUGUUCCUUCGCACUUAAAUAAAAAUGUGUAUGAUUUUACGACUACAGGCCUGCCAGUCUUUCAACAAGAUGUUGUUGCUGCCACAUUCUCAGUCUUGCAGUUUGAUUCUGCUUUACCUUGAAGAUGCCCACGGUGUCAAACAAUGACUUUCUCGCCAUUCUGUUGAAAAUGCUAAAGGAAUUCUUACAUACCACAUUUCGUCCGGCUAGAAGAAAUUCAGAAGUGCAGAUGUGCCCUUGUAUAGGGAAUAGUUUAUUUCUUAAGGCUCUCAGUUUAACAAAAUUGUAAGAACUGAG